This is a messenger RNA of Oryzias melastigma (Indian medaka), 2528 nucleotides long. RefSeq names its product signal-transducing adaptor protein 1. Gene Ontology annotation, biological process: positive regulation of B cell receptor signaling pathway; cell surface receptor protein tyrosine kinase signaling pathway. The transcript is spliced from 10 exons. The record is from RefSeq and is a predicted model, not a curated record. The coding region runs from base 928 to 2085 and encodes 385 amino acids. Gene Ontology annotation, molecular function: signaling adaptor activity; protein kinase binding. Lineage: Eukaryota; Metazoa; Chordata; Actinopteri; Beloniformes; Adrianichthyidae.
GAGAUUUUAUUUUUUUGCAAUAAAUGUAACAAUAUAAUGAAUGCAAAGCAGAAAUGCAUUUCCUUAAAGGGUAAAAUAAGAUAUUUAGGCUCCUACUAGAUUUUGAUUAUAAGAAACUUGCUCAAAAUGUUGCAGAUCCUCGAGUUUAAGUGGAAUAUCAGUUAGUAAUAUUAAAUAAAAUGCUUCAUAAAAAUAAAAAUUAAAAAAAGGUUCUUAUUUUUUUUUUUUUAGUUUGGCUUGAAUCAAAGGGAAAAGCUAUUUCUGGUGGGAAAAAGUCAGCUGAACACAAUAAGGAAACGAAGACAACAUUUAGGAUUUUAUUUUAUUGCUUCGCAUGACUGUUGAAGGUCCAUAAUUUAAUAACUUAGAAGUGAGAUAACAGAAAUUAAUGAUUCAUCUGCUGGAGCUGGACUUACUGUAGGUUCAACACAUUAUGAGGACAGUUAACUGUUGUGAAGUAAAUACGUCCAACACUUUUGGCCCUUUUUUUGUCUGAAGACUUGAGGUGCAUUAAAAAAAAAAAGAUUUAGGUAUGUUUUCUUAAAUGAUAGAAACUGGACGGUUUGUGUGUUCAUGCUUUAUUGCUUCCAAGUAGGUGGUGCAAAAACAGUCUGACUUGAGUCUUGCUGUAGUUCAAAGUACAAGAUUUUUAUUUGAGAGUAUUUCUGCCGCCACUUCCUUGUUCAUAAAUCAGAGCAGCGUUUCCUCGUUCCCGGACAAAACAGUCCAGAAAAGUAAAGGAAAGGAGCCUAUCUCAUCGAUGAAGGCGUUCAAGUCACGCGUCAACCCAGAUAAGAACUGAAAGCUCAAGACAACAAACUAUUUCCCUGCAGUCUCCUCAUCACUGCUGUCCUGCUCAGAAAAACUGGAGUAAAUUGAGCCACAGUUAAACCAGAAGAUCCUUGUGGAUUCUACAAGAACUGGACAAUGUCACUCAACGCCAGGGUUGUACACAAAAGGAGGGAGACCAUCACCGCUCUGCCUCUCUACUUUAGUGGACACCUGCAGAAGAAACGCUCCAAAGACAAGGAAUUCAAGGCCUACUAUGUGGAACUCAGAGGAAAUUCUCUGUUUCUGUAUGAAGAUGAAACACAGGAAACAUACCUUGAAAAGUUGGAGCUGUCCCAGCUGAAAUCCAUGCAGUUGGAGUCUUCCUACAAAAAGAAGGAGGCGGCUGUCUUUAGACUCUCUUUGCCCAAAGAGGAGCUGCAUCUAAAGAUGAAGGAUGCUGACACUGGAGAGGAGUGGAGGGGCUACAUCUUGACCAUGGCCAAUAAAGAGAUUCCCAACAAGCUGGAUCUGCUGCCGGGUCAAAAAGUGAAACUGGAGGAUGCUCUGAAACAAGAGACAAAACGAGUUUUUCCCCUUUCUCGUCCAGUCCUCCCACCCCGACCAGCUUUCAUGCAGUCAGAGUCGCUCACUGAUUCCCCAGCGUCUUCUACAAGCACAAAGCCUCCAUGCUUCUAUGAUGUGACUCGAAAGGAGGCUGAGCAGAUGCUGGAAGAGAACCCAGAAAACGGGGGCAUCAUUCUCCGCCCCUCAACCGUGCCAAACAACUACGCCCUGACCCUCAGACAGCCGACGAAAAGUGGGCAUGUCACAAAAAACUACAGGGUGACCUCCACACAGUCCGGGUUCGUCAUUGAGCUGGACACAGCAGUAACGGUAUCCUCUUUGGAUGAAGUAAUCCAAUACUUCUUGGAAAAGACAGAUUACCGGGUUCAUCCCUACACUCCCUCCCAGGCCUACGACACCCGCAUCGAGGCGUUGCCGACCCCUCCCCACACGUCUAAAGCCAUACCCAGAGCACAGGUCGCCCCCAUGCUGCAUUCGCAGAGCAGAGACAAGCUGGACAUUCUUGCAGACAAGUUCCCGUCUGGUGAAUACAUUUAUCCAGACGAUCACAGGCCUCCCAAACCGAACCUCAAACUAGUUCAGCAGGACAGUGAAUUUAAGGAGAAAAUAAGGAAGCGAAGAGAAAAUCUGUACCAGACAUGUGAGCCGGGAAACAUCGAAAUCACAAGUCAACGUGCUGAAAGACGCCUCAGUGGGACGGGAGAGUGGACUUCUACCAGCUCAGCGUGAGCCGUGACCUUCACAGCCCUGGAACGUCUGGAGAGCAAGCGGAAAAGUAAUCAUUUACUCUAGCAGCUGUCCAUGAAGAAAGGAAAGAGGGAAUGUAAAAAUAAAAUCUAACGUUCGCUUGAGCUUUACCCAGUUACUCACUCUAGCUAACGAACUUGGUAAUAGUACGUUUUAUUAGUUCAGUGAUACAGAAUGACAAAUGUUUAACAGAUAUAACAAAAAGGACUUUUAAUUUUAGUGAAUUGAAUCAAGUGUAACAGAAAUCACUGAAGAGAGCCUCGACACAGAUUAAAUUUUUUUCCUGAGAUCAAAAUGUAUAUAUAUUUUUUGUUUUUAGAAAAAAUCCAGUCUAAAAUCUUUUGCAACAAUUAAGUUUAAAGUUGAGUGAAGGACUGUUUCGUGAGUUUUACAAGAACACCACAAUAAAACUUUUACCAAAUGUA